Messenger RNA from Bombyx mandarina (wild silkworm), 603 nucleotides. Its product is annotated as membrane-associated progesterone receptor component 1. Gene Ontology annotation, cellular component: endomembrane system; endoplasmic reticulum; membrane. The record is from RefSeq and is a predicted model, not a curated record. Lineage: Eukaryota; Metazoa; Arthropoda; Insecta; Lepidoptera; Bombycidae.
UAAAUCAGUACAGGCCACGCGCUCGCGCACGCAACACGUAUACAAAAUGGCGGACGAAACUAAUAGCCCCACAGUAUGGGACGAAUUAACUAGCCCCCUCAAUCUAGUCCUUAUCGGAGUUAUAGUGUACCUUAUCUACAAAAUCAUUAAGUCGAAUUUCGAAUCUGAAGCUAACGUGCCUCCGCCGCCGCCGCCGUUGCCAAAGUUGAGGAAAGACCUAACUGUUGCCGAGUUGAAGAAAUACGACGGAACUCAGCCUGACGGAAGAGUUCUUUUGGCUGUGAAUGGAAUUAUAUUUGAUGUUACUAGAGGCAAGAGAUUUUAUGGACCGGGAGGCCCAUACUCGGCGUUUGCUGGUAAAGACGCCACAAGAGGCUUGGCCACAGGGCAGGUUGCUGCAUCAGAAAACGAUGAAUACGACGAUGUUAGCGACCUGGGUUCAGAUGAAAUAGCUUCAGCCAAAGAAUGGGAAGAGCAGUUUAGGGAAAAAUACGACAUAGUUGGUCGCCUCCUCAAAUUGGGUGAAACGCCAAAAAAUUACAGUGACGAUGAGAGCGAAGACAAAAAAUCACAGUAAGCAAAUUCGUGGUAUUGACGUUUGAC